GCUGAGGUCACUUCCGGGUCAUGAUGAUUCAGACUCAAACGGCCAUGGUAAAUGGUUGUGUUUGUUCGUUUUGAGAAAGCAAAAUACUAAUUUGUACAAGACGGCUUGCUAAGCAAUCAAACUUUUUUUCAAUCCGUGAUUAACCAAAAGUCGCCAGUUCGUUCUUGAAAAGAAAGAGGCUGACAGCUGUAUUAUUACCUGAGCAUCAAAAUGGCAACGACGGUCGUGCCAUCAGCCGAGAUAUCUCAGGGAAGUUUGCCAGUAGGAAGCCCAUUGAAAGGAUACAGGAAUGCUCUCGUUUCGAAUGUUAACUAUAACAGUGCGAAACAGGAGGUCAAAAAACCGGAUGUGAAACAUGUUAGCAAUGCAGUUGCAAAGCCUGUGGGCAAUGCAGUUGCAAAUGACCUGAACUGGAAGGCAAAGUUGAAGCUGCCAGAGAAAGAUAGAAGGAAGAUGACCAGCGAUGUGACGGAUACAAAGGGUAACGAGUUUGAGGAUUACUGCUUAAAGAGGGGCCUCCUGAUAGGAAUCUUCGAGAAAGGUUGGGAGAAGCCCUCACCGAUACAGGAAGCCAGCAUUCCGAUCGCUCUCGCGGGACGAGACAUCCUAGCGAGAGCGAAAAACGGGACUGGCAAAACUGGUGCUUAUGCCAUUCCAAUACUAGAGCACUGUGACCCAAAGAAAGAUUACAUACAAGCCAUGGUUGUUGUUCCAACGAGAGAGCUGGCACUGCAAACUAGUCAGAUCUGCAUUGAGCUGUCGAAGCAUCUAGGGAUAAAAGUCAUGGUGACGACCGGUGGCACAAAUCUGAAGGAUGACAUAAUGAGGUUGUACGAAAAAGUUCAUGCUGUUAUUGCAACGCCUGGUCGUAUAUUGGAUCUGAUGAACAAGGGUGUGGCAAAGAUGCACAAGUGCAACAUUUUGGUUCUCGAUGAGGCGGACAAGCUCUUGUCGCAAGACUUCAAGAACAUGCUUGACCAGAUUAUUGCUCACCUGCCUAGCGACAGGCAGAUUCUCCUGUAUUCAGCCACCUUCCCUCUAUCAGUGGAACACUUCAUGAAAAAAAACUUGAGCGACCCCUAUGAGGUGAACUUAAUGGAUGAGUUGACCCUGAAGGGUGUUACUCAGUAUUAUGCGUUCGUACAGGAGAGACAAAAGGUGCACUGUCUCAACACACUCUUUUCUAAGCUCCAGAUCAACCAGUCGAUCAUCUUCUGCAACUCCUCGCAGCGUGUUGAGCUUCUGGCGAAGAAGAUAACGGAGCUAGGCUACUCCUGCUACUACAUCCACGCUAAGAUGGCGCAGGGCCAUCGUAAUAAGGUGUUCCACGACUUCCGUGCGGGAAUGUGCAGAAACCUCGUCUGCACCGACUUAUUCACUCGAGGUAUAGACAUACAGGCUGUAAACGUUGUGAUCAACUUCGACUUCCCAAAAAUGGCGGAGACCUACCUUCAUCGGAUUGGCCGAUCGGGGAGAUACGGCCAUCUUGGUGUCGCGAUCAAUCUCAUCACGUACGACGACCGCUUCUCACUCCACAAGAUUGAGCAGGAGCUUGGAACUCAGAUUAGUCCGAUUCCGAGGACAAUCGACAAGGCCCUUUACGUGGCGGAGUUCCAUCAGGAGCCGGAUUCCGACGACGAUAACGACGGAGGAAUAUAAGCCAAACGUCCAUGAAACAUGUCGAGAAUGCAGAAUGAAGAAGUAGCGGAGAUUAUAGCGAUUGUUGAAUCUGGAGGCAUUGUAUGUACAGCUGUAUAGAGCGGAGACAGUCUUACCCAGUCUAUCCUAGCACAGGACUAUCUAGGCAACCUUUCAAACGUGAACAGCAAUAUAACGUCGCUUGCCUAUCGAUGUAAAACAUGGAAAAGGCGGUGCUUUAACUGAGCGAAGGGAAGCAAAGUCCGCUGCUACGUUUAGGCAUGUAAACUCCAUAACUCCCUGCACUAAAUCAUUAAAUGAUAUCAGGAGAGGGAUAAGUAAUCGUCAAUGAACACAUUUUGUAAGUAACUCUCGAGUGACGAUUGCGAACGCUGUAACUCUUGGUGCGCGUGAUUUUAUAGCGUGUGUCUGAGGUUUCGGCCAGGCAAGUCAUUACAUGUAGGCCCUGUGACACGAGCGAAUGUCGCUGCACAGACUGUUAGGAGCUCUGCAAGCGUCGAUGUGACGGGGCCAUAAGGGGACCAAUACAGUUUGCCGGUUUUUCUUACACAUGCCAGAGUUGCGAGAAUAAUGCGAAUCCAGUGAAUCGAGGAAGAACGUCAAAGAUGAGAUAAGAUUACGCUGAGCAAGACUGCCUCGGGCUAUUUAUUGUAUCUAUAGUGAUUGUAUAUGAGCUGUCGGUUUAUUUAUUUUCUAUAAAAGAACAAACGAAAGAAGGGUCAUUGCGGGCACCCGGAAAUGUAGUUGAUGUUCUCGGUUGCUGAGGGUCGCUAGAGUUUUCCACCGUCUCGCCUGCAACGACGGACCACCGCAAUGCAGUUCUUGCGCUGCGGCCGUGUGCUUGGCAUUGAUGGUGAUCGUCACACGUCAUCUCCUACUGUCGUCCGACGUGUGUUGCGGUAGGCUAAAGCGCCUCGCUGUACGCCAAACAAAACUGGUGAUUCUAUUUCGAACCGAAGCGUGUGAGCUGUGUGUCCCGGUGCUGCGUGUGUGUGCGCGACACAGUCCAGCAAGCCCGUUUUCUACAGAUAUGGAUACGUAUGACCUUCUUUUGUGAGUGCUGACCCAUCCGUUGUGUGGGUGUUAACUCUCCGAAUCAGGCUCGAUACUGCACGCGGCUCUACCCGUGGCACUGCCUCCUAUUAUGUAGCGAGUAGCAUUUCCGUACUGAUCCACGCGAUCCCUCGUCUGGAAGGCCGGCUACAGUAUUCUACAUUUGCAGUAGCGGAGAGAGAAUAGACAACAUACUUAGCGGGUGUUGUCUAGAUUCCGCUUGCGACGCAGUGAUGGGAAAACCGCAUUGCCAGGGGAAGGCCACGUGCAGCGAGAGAGAGAGAGAGAGAGAGAGAGAGAGAGAGAGAGAGCCUGAUUCGGACAGCAAGAGCCCCACGUAUGUGCUCUCUGUUUAUAAAAAAGGUGUGCUGCGAGGCAAAGAACAAGUGUUUGCGCGAGCAGUGAGCGUGUGUGCGUGCGACGAAGCCUCUGGCAUACGUGCGUGGUGGUGGAACGCACGUGCGUCUGGACGGCUUUCUCGCACCGACGCUCGUCUCCCUGCCACGCAUCUGUAUCUCGUGGCCUUUGGCCAUGCUGUAAAUAUUUUUGAGUCGAUCCGCGGGGGCGGCGGUGAAGCCUCCCGCGCGGUCGCGCGCUAGCCGGCAUUCGCUUCUCUGCAGCGAACGUGUAACCGACCAGCCAUCCACCCACGCGCCGUCUACAUCCCCCGUUAGACUCCGCUCAGUGGGUAAUGUUGUUACUGCGUGUAGCGGGAGCGGGGUGUGAAGCCUUCCAUGCAGAAACCUUGUCAUAUAAGACUCGGGCAGUAGUGAGAACGAUAGUAGUGUGGCAGAGUUUUCGCUUUAUGCGAUUUCAAGUCUAGGGUUCGUCGUCCUGUGCACGCGGUGUUGGAGUUGUUCACUCUGCACUUGGUAUUGCUUGUGCAUGCAAAAAUAAUGAAA
Priapulus caudatus is the source of this 3614-nucleotide messenger RNA. Its product is annotated as ATP-dependent RNA helicase cgh-1-like. Gene Ontology annotation, cellular component: cytoplasmic stress granule; P-body. The transcript has 12 exons. Gene Ontology annotation, molecular function: ATP binding; RNA helicase activity; mRNA binding. The record is from RefSeq and is a predicted model, not a curated record. NCBI's taxonomy places the organism in Eukaryota, Metazoa, Priapulida, Priapulimorpha, Priapulimorphida, Priapulidae. Gene Ontology annotation, biological process: P-body assembly; cytoplasmic stress granule assembly. Bases 211 to 1659 code for a protein of 482 amino acids.